Molecule: messenger RNA, 840 nt
Organism: Fragaria vesca subsp. vesca
Lineage: Eukaryota; Viridiplantae; Streptophyta; Magnoliopsida; Rosales; Rosaceae
Exons: 1
Coding region: 1-840 (279 amino acids)
Cellular component (GO): nucleus
Molecular function (GO): transcription cis-regulatory region binding
Source: RefSeq, a predicted model, not a curated record
AUGGCCGCUCCACCCUCACCCGCCGCCUCGCCCUCCGCCUCCCCAAUCUUCAUCCGGAAGCCCCAACCCGUCCCCUGGACCCACGAAGAGACCGUCCACCUGAUCCAGGCCUACCAGGAAAAAUGGUACGAGCUCCGACGAGGCCAGCUCAAGGCCUCCCAAUGGGAGGAGGUCGCCGUCACCGUCGCCGCUCGCUGCGGCUACGACUACACCGAGCAAUCCAAGACGGCCACCCAGUGCCGCCACAAGAUGGAGAAGCUCCGCCAGCGCCACCGCUCCGUCAAGAAGCGCCUCGGCCGCAGCUUCGGGUCGGGUUGGCCCUACUUCGACCUCAUGGAGCGGCUCGAACAGGGCCCCAUGCCCAUCUCCUCCAGGCGCCCCUACCAGGAAUCCGACGAAGAAGAAGAAGUGGAGGAGGAGCAUGAUGUCGGCGGCGGAGACGAAGUUGAUGAGGAGGAAGAAGACAACUACCGGAAGUUACAGAGUCUUGAUUACAUUCUGAGGAGGCCUGCGAUUGUGAACAGAUUUUCGUCCAGGGCGACGAGAGAGGGGCAGUUUCGGAACUCGGCGGGGUCGAAAAGAGCGAGGGAGGCGGCAGGCGAUGAAGGCUACUACGGUGAUGUGGUGGACGGGCAGAGAGGAACAGAGAUGGUGGCGGAGCUGGCGACGGAGAUAAGGGCAUUUGCCAAGAGGCUUAUUGGGGUGGAGAACAUGAGGAUGGAGAUCAUGAGGGAGACAGAGAGGUGUAGAUUAGAGAUGGAGAAUAGGCGGAUUGAUAUGAUUCGUCAAUCGCAGCGCAAAAUCGUCGAUUCCAUUGACAGGGCGUUCGCUCUCGAUUGA